Habropoda laboriosa is the source of this 486-nucleotide messenger RNA. RefSeq lists its product as uncharacterized. The transcript has a single exon. The record is from RefSeq and is a predicted model, not a curated record. NCBI's taxonomy places the organism in Eukaryota, Metazoa, Arthropoda, Insecta, Hymenoptera, Apidae. The annotation marks the transcript as partial.
AUGAGUAACGACAAAACCGUGGUCACAGAAAUCAAUAUAACUGCCAGCAGCGAUUACAGUCUCCAGUGGAAUCGAUGGGCGAUGAAAAGCAUAGGCACAUGGCCACAGUUCUCGUCGAACCUCGAGAGAAACAUCUCUCGAAUAUUAAACGUGAUCUGCUACACCGCAAUACUAUUCUCGAUAAUCCCUUGUUCGUUGCACCUAAUGCUGGAAAAAGGGACUUUCUACACGAAAGUGAAAAUACUCGGUCCGUUGAGCCACUGGGUGUUCUGUAUCAUCAGUUACACCAUGCUGUUGCUGCGACGUAAAACCAUACAUCACUUUGUCAAUCAUAUGGAGACCGAUUGGAGAACGACGACGAGAAAGGAGAAGAAAGAAGUCAUGCUGAAGUACGCAAAAUUUAGUCGAUACGCGGCGAUUUUUUGUGCGAUCUUCAUACACGGUGGUAUACUUGGAUAUUGUGUUAUGACAGCGUCCACCACGAUG